This is a messenger RNA of Porites evermanni, 1545 nucleotides long. The record is from the annotation of a GenBank genome assembly. NCBI's taxonomy places the organism in Eukaryota, Metazoa, Cnidaria, Anthozoa, Scleractinia, Poritidae.
AUGCGUUUAGCUUUUGAAGUGGAGAAGGAAAACAUGAGAAAAGCCUUUGAAUGUGAGAAAGAAGAAAUGCGACAGAAUUUCUUAAAAGAGAAAGACAACAUCCGCUUGGAAUUUCAGGAAUCGAGACAUGUUUUCAAGCUGUCUUUCGAAGACGAGAAAUCUGCGUUGAUAAAAUCAUGGGAUCGUGAAAAACAGACUCUUCUUGACAAUUACAUCAAAGAGAAGAAGGAAUUAAGAGCGCAAUUUGAGCGACUUUUGAGGGAGAAAGAGGAAGGAUCCGAAAAGGCUGAAAUGGAAGCGAAGAUUCGCAAAGAGCUUGAGGGAAUCGAGCCCGGGCGGGGGGGGGGUACUCCCGUAUAUGGGCUUUAUAGGUACGUGCCGCGGAAUAGGGUAUGGUUUUUGAGGUUCUCGGUCCUUAAAUAGGGUAUCUUUUUUGACCCUUUUGUUUCUGUGUCCCUGGUGUGGUCCUUAAAUAGGGUAGCUUAAUUGUAUUAUCUAAUACUGGAGUGUGAAAAAGCCCGCCUAAACGAACAUUUUUUUUUUUUAAACUAGGCUUAUUCAAGUAUUUUAUGCUUGAUGCUAUACAUCCAAUGUUACAGAGAAGAAAUAAGGUUUUCUUUUUCAUGCUAUUAAUAAUUUUGUUUUUUCCUUGAAUAGGGUGUCAUUUUUCGGCUUUCGGCCUUAAAAAGGGUAUUAGUUUUCGCUUUCUUAGUCCUUAAAUAGGGUUAGGGUUCACGAACCUUCGCGGCACACCCCAAUCCAAAAUUCGCGGGAGUACCCCCCCGGGGGAUCGAGGAAGUAAAAAAUGACCUGAGGCGGACAUUGUCGCAGGGCUUGGGCGAUCUGGAGAAUGUUUACUUCGAGGAGAACGCGUAUCUCGAGACCCUCUAUAAUCACGAGCAACCAGAGGUUGAUAUGCACUUUAAAAGUAUAUUAGAUGCCGAAACGAGCCUGGAUAAAGAGGAGCUGUUGAAAUCGCUCAAACAAGAGAAGACCAAAAUGCAUUCUCACUACGCCAAUAAGCACAAGUUAGUAGAGCACCAGUUUGCGUUGGAAAUCGUUGACAUGGAACAGAGGUUCAAACAGCAAAAGAACGAUUUGAUGAACAUUUUUAGAAGGGAAAAGUCGGACAUGGAAGAGAGCUUUAUUAAAGAAAAGGAAGACAUCAGACGCAAAUUCGAGGUGGAAUUUCGCAGAAUACUUCAGCAACAGAGGUUGAAAUUCGAGUCGGUAAUACAAGGUUACGAGCACGACAUCUCUGUUUUGAAAUAUCAAAAAGAACAGCUGGAAAAGUGUUUUUCCUUAGAAGUGCAAACAUUGAAAUUAAAAUUCGACCACGAGAAGCUCGAAAUUGAGAACAGGUUUAAAAACGAGAAGAAGGACCUUAAGAGGGUUUUGAAAGGGCAAUACGAGAGAAAGCUGAGUGGGGAUAAACUCCGGCUUGAAUGGCUACUAGAUCAGAUUCAGCUUGGAAGAAGAGCAAGCACUGAUCAAUUGGACUCUAAUGAUUCGGCGCUUAGCACAAGUUCUAUUUAUUCCGAUUAA